Macrosiphum euphorbiae (potato aphid) is the source of this 1377-nucleotide messenger RNA. NCBI's taxonomy places the organism in Eukaryota, Metazoa, Arthropoda, Insecta, Hemiptera, Aphididae. The record is from the annotation of a GenBank genome assembly.
AUGGCAUGGUGCCCUUCUGGAGCUUAUGAACCUCCACAAAAAAUAGGAUUGUUGGCUUUAAGUACAUCUUGUGGAGAUUGUCCUGUAUUUGCUAUGCCUUUUAUGGAUGAUAUCUCAGAAAUGUUUUACAUUUACAAAGCCAAGCAUAUAAUAGCAAGAAAUUUUGAAUGUGAAUGGAUUGAAGGUGGUAUACAAUGUACAAAAGUUUGUUGGCAGCCAGUUUCACCAUUCAAAACUCUUAUUUGUGGAUAUUCAAAUGGUGUUGUGAGUGUGUUCCAUAUAAAUUUCAAAUCAAUAUUCUUAAUUAAUGAUAUACUUUAUCCAAGUCAUACUUUCAUAGCAAGUAGAAGUUGUAUAACUGGUCUUUCUAUGAAUUAUUUUAAUAUUUCAAUAUUGGCUACUUCGGCAACUGAUGGUAAUGUAACUCUAUGGGAUUUGAAGUCUACUGAAAACCCUAUCUUUCAAAAGAAAUCUCAUUGUCCAUCUGAUUGUACUUGGCUUCAGCAGUGUUACACAUUGGUGUAUUGUAGUAAAGUUGUGAAUCCCGUAUUCUCAAAAGUUCGGACUAUUAAUUUUUCAAAUUGUGACGAUGAUCUUGAUGGUUAUAAUCCCGAGUUAUAUGUUCUAAAAAGUGUAAUUGAUAGAAAUAAAAUACUCGGUAACUGUGAUGAAGUAAAGAACGAUGAAAAAAUAAAUUGUGAUGACACUGAUGAAAACAAAACUCUUAAUGAAUCCAAUAUAAGUGGUGAUGGCGAAUCAUAUAAAUCUGAUGAUUCAAGUGCAAAUAGUGAUCAAGAUAAAUCAUAUAAUGCAGGAAAAUCUGGAGAUUUACUAAAAAACAUUGAUGAGGAAGAUUUUUAUGGUCCUGCUUUUUAUCAAAAGAGUACUCAUUGGUCUGUAUCUACUUCGGAUUGGACGAAUGUCAUAGCUACUGGAAACGAAAAUGGAGUUAUUUAUGAAAAGCUGUUUCUAUCAGAAACCAAUAAUAUAGGAAAAGGAAACUCAACAGUACUUCAAUUGAUGGUAAGACAAUUAUUAUCAAAUGAUAAUACUCAAUCAGAGUAUUCUGAUGGUUACCGUUUUAAUGAAACAGUUAAAAAAUUUGGACUUGAAUCUAAUCUUUUUUUUUUAAAUGAAAAGGAAUCGAAAGACCAAGAUGACAGCAAACCUUUGUUAAGAUAUCCUCUUGAUAAUAUAACUAAGGUAUCUUGGAACCAGAAUUUUAAUUCUUUUCGUUGGUUGGCGAUUGGAACUCAAAGUGGUUUUACUCUUAUUUCACCAUCUCAAGCAAUACCUGAUAGUAGUAUAGAUUCAUUUUAUAAAACAAUUUAUGCCUCUAUAGAUAAUUUUGAUAAUAUGACUGAUAUUUCUAUAUAA